GCUCUCAACCAUGCCCCAGUAUCUCUCAUCAACUUGCUUGCCUCUCAAGCAUGAAGCACCCAAUCCUUUUUAAAGUCUUGAUAAGCCCCUUUCACUUCAUUCCUUUCCAUUUCUAUAUCUGCUGUUUUGAAAGCGUCAAAGAAAAGACUUAUGGCUUCAUCAAGCAUCUACUCGAAUGGGCUUAGAAUUGCUGUGUUAAUUCUUAUAUUUUCUGUCACUUCUCUACCCUCCAAACCAGCUGGGCUGGAACUCUCAAGUAACGAUGAGAGCUUGAAGCAAAGAAAACUAGUGUUGGGUUCAAGACCUCCUCGCUGUGUUAACAAGUGCUUGAGUUGUAGUCCCUGCAUGGCUACUUUGGUUAUCCCUCCUCACCAGAGGAGUUUCAAGUCUUCUUCUCAAGGAGAAGAUGGCAGCUAUUAUCUUCUCUCCUGGAAAUGCAGAUGCGGAAAUAAGCUCUUCCAGCCCUGAUAUCUAUGUAUGCAUUUGUGGUAUGUGGAUGUCCAUAUGGUAAAUGAUUAGCAAUUUUCCUAUUUUCCUUCUUUUGGAUUUAGAUAGAAAUCCCAAGCACAAGUAAAGGGGGGGGGGGGUUGUUAUAGGUCAUUGAAAUCUCUCUCUCUCUCUCUCUGUAUGUGCUGAGACAUGAUGCAUACAACAUAUGUUUCUACAUUUCAGAGCAAAAGUCUGCAACCUUUUGAAA
Molecule: messenger RNA, 697 nt
Organism: Nelumbo nucifera (sacred lotus)
Lineage: Eukaryota; Viridiplantae; Streptophyta; Magnoliopsida; Proteales; Nelumbonaceae
Source: RefSeq, a predicted model, not a curated record